AUGAGUAGCAUCGGAUAUGACCCCUACUAUCCCACCUCGUCGUAUAGACGCUGGUAUGUCGAGGCGCCCCCUCGUGUGGCGACCAGAGGGAGAACCCACUCCGUCUACAGCUCCCAUGCCUCCCCGGUGUCCUCCUCCCGUCUGCAGUACUCCUCUCCCGGCCGGGGGCUGCUCUCCUCCUCCUCAAUGGGAUCGUCCCUGGAGCUGGAGCUCAGCCAGGCGUCCCAGGUCAGCUCUGAUUUUCGUACCGUGCGCACCCAAGAGCGCGGCCAGCUGCAGGAGCUCAACGACCGCUUUGCCGGCUUCAUUGACCGAGUGCGUGACCUGGAGCAGCAGAAUCGUGCUCUGGAGUCAGAGCUGCUGCUGCUGAGGCAGAGGCACUCUGAGCCGUCCCGCCUGAGAGCACUGUACGAGCAGGAGGCCCGCUCCCUGAGAGCAGCUAUGGAUGAGGCCAGGGCAGAGCAGCAGGCUGUCCUGAGCCAGAGAGAGCGACUGGAGCAAACCCUGAGCGCCCUGCAGGGUCGAUAUGAAGAGGAAGUUCUGGCUCGUGAAGAGGCCGAGGGCAGGCUGAUGGAGACCCGACGUGAGGCCGACCAGGCUGCUUUAGCCAAGGCUGAACUGGAGAAGAGCAUCGAAACUCUUCUGCAGGAGCUGGCCUUCCUCAAGAGAAUUCAUGAAGGUGAGGUGGCCGAGCUGCAGUCCCAAGUCCAGCUGGGCGUCCAGGUGGCCGUCGAGUCUGAGGCCGCCGCUCCAGAUCUCUCCGGGGCUCUCCGGGAUAUUAGGUCCCAGUACGAGAGGCUGGCGGCCAGGAACAUGCAGGCAGCCGAGGAGUGGUUCAGAGGGAAGGUGGGUUCCCUGAGUGAAACUGUGGCCCAGCACAGUAACGCCGUGAAGAGCUCCAAGGACGAAGCAGGAGAGUACCGACGCCAGCUCCAGGCCCGGCUGCUGGAGAUCGACGCCUGCAGAGGCCUCAACGGAUCCCUGGAGAGACAGCUGCACGAGAUGGAGGAGAAGCAGAGUGCUGAGAUAACUUCCAUGCAGGACACCAUUGGACAUUUGGAAGGCGAGCUGAGGGGCACCAAGCAGGAAAUGGGCCGCUACCUGAAGGAUUACCAGGACCUUCUGAAUGUCAAGAUGGCGCUAGACAUCGAGAUUGCUGCAUACAGGAAGCUGCUGGAAGGUGAGGAGUCCCGCUUCAGUGGAGGAGGUGCCGGGGGUGUGUCCUCUUACUACGGCCACUCUUUGUCGGUGCCCUCCUACUCCCGGCCCCUCCUCUCCAGCAUGAGCUCUGGCCCCUCCUACCUGAUGACAUCCCGCCUGCUCAGCUCCAGCUUCAGCACCAGCGAGGGGAUCAUCUCCGCCAGCCACGCCAAGCAAGCUGAGGCCAGCCCACCUGGCGAGGAGGAGGAAGAGGAGGAGGAGGCCACAGAGGAGGAGGUAAAGGAGGAAGAGGAGGCAGAGGAGGAAGACAAGGGAGAAGAAGGAGGAGAGGAGAAAGAUGAGGAAAAAGAAGAGGGAGGAGAGGAGGAAGGAGAUCAAAAGAAAGAAGAUGAGGAGGAGGCUACAGAAGUAGAGGACGAGGCUAAGGGUGACAAAGAGGGCGGUGAAGAGGAGGAGGUGACCGACGCUGCUGAAGAAGAGGGGGAGACAAACAACAAAGAAGACGGAGAGGAGAGUGAAGUCAAGGAAGAAGCACAAGAGGAGGAAAAAGCCAACGGAGCCGAGGACAAAGAGCAGGAUGCAAAAGAAGAAAAAGAAGAGAAAGAAGAGAAAGAAGAGAAAGAAGAGAAAGAAGAGAAAGAAGAGAAAUCCGAUGCCAAGAAGGAAGAAAAAGCAGCUGCUCCCAAAACAGACGACAAAGCUGAAGUCAAAAAGGAAAAAGUGGCAGAAGAAAAGAGCACAAAGGAGAAGAAGUAA
Molecule: messenger RNA, 1917 nt
Organism: Limanda limanda (common dab)
Lineage: Eukaryota; Metazoa; Chordata; Actinopteri; Pleuronectiformes; Pleuronectidae
Gene: nefla
Product: neurofilament light chain a
Exons: 5
Coding region: 1-1917 (638 amino acids)
Biological process (GO): neurofilament bundle assembly
Cellular component (GO): axon; cytoplasm; intermediate filament
Molecular function (GO): structural constituent of postsynaptic intermediate filament cytoskeleton
Source: RefSeq, a predicted model, not a curated record